Molecule: messenger RNA, 2333 nt
Organism: Ciona intestinalis (vase tunicate)
Lineage: Eukaryota; Metazoa; Chordata; Ascidiacea; Phlebobranchia; Cionidae
Source: RefSeq, a predicted model, not a curated record
AAUGCGAACAAGAGAAAACAUUUUCUCAUUUCAGCUGCUAUCGUAACCUAUUUCGGGUUUUUACCAUUUUCAGCUGUCGUGUUCUUGUUAAACCUAAUCGAAACGUUUUCUUGACGAUUGUAAUUUUUACUGAGGUUAUGCUGCAAUCAAGGUCGGACGCUGAACCCUAAAAAAGUCCAACUUCAAUAAGUGUCUCGGAAAGAAAUUUAAGAUCGAUUUGUGUUUAAAUUAUCGAAAAAACGCCGGGUAUAAACAAUUAUGGAAGACGAUAAUCAUGGUGAAAUCUCCCAAGAUGACAGCAUGGGCCCAAACAACGAAGAUGCUGGUGAUUUGAUCUUAAAUGAAGAAGAAGCAGUUGAAGAAGACCUAGCUGUGGUCGAUGAUGAACAAAAUGAGUUGGAAUCAUCGGAGGAAGAAGAGGAGGGCGGUGAGAUGAACAGGAUCGGAGUUGGAAGAUGGAGGAAUUUCCUUCUUCACAUACAUCAGGGUGGGCAUCUUCCUAGAUUUCAAAACUUUGGAAGGUGGAGGGGUUGGAUUGAAAGACAUCUGAGACGAAAUAAUGACAACAGUGAUCCGGAAGAUGAUGAUGAAACAGAAAACAUUAAAACCCCAACAAACAUUACUUUUGACAAGAACUUGCCUACUUCACAUUCAUACCUUGGAGAAAUGGAAGAUUGCAGCGGUGUGCCAUACCAGAAGGAAGAUAGUUACAUCACAAUGCCCAUUAUGUAUGUGAAUGACUUUGUUCUCAUACCGGGCCAGACACUUCCACUUCAGAUUGCCCGUUUUAAUGAAGUUGCUCUGAUACAGAGAGUAAUGGAACAAGAGGAUAAAACAUUUGGAGUUUUGACAGCAAACCCUACAAUUAGCAGUGGAACACAGGUGACAAAAAACCUCUACGACUUUGGUUGCACGGCAGAAAUUCGGUCGUUUCGUGAAACUGAUGAUCAUGAGGUCACACAACUUCGAAUUGUUGCUGUUGGCCGACAACGGUUUCAAUUGAUGGAAAAAAGAACCCAGCUUGAUGGAAAUGUGUUGGCAAAAGUAAAGAUAAUAUCUGACAUUGAUCAUCAAUCUUUGAAUAAAAGUCUUGGUUUAUGUAGAAAUUGCCAACCCACCACUGCUACUAAUGAAUGUGGUGAUAGUCUCUCAGCGUCCCAGUUUCCCCUUCAGAGUAAUUACCAACAUACAUGGAAACAUAUGAGAAGGAAUGCAUGGAGCACAUCAUGGCAACCGUGGGUGCAUCGUAUGUAUGACGUGGAUUUUCUUCGCUUAGAGAUCUUUAAAGAACUCCGGGAAUGGAAUGGAAGACUUCUAGAGACGCAGUGUCCGGUUGGUGCAACAGAUUUCUCCUUUUGGGUCGUUACGAUGGUCCCAUUAAGUGUCGAGCGUCGAUUGUUUCUUUUACAGCUCCAGAGCGCCGUUCAACGGUUACGCUGCGAACUGAACCUUCUCCGCAAGUCCACCACACUCCAUUGCUCGCAUUGCUCAUUACGCAUCGCUGAACGCAAAGACGUGUUCAGCAUGUCAACAUCUGGUCCUAUGGCUGCAUAUGUAAACCCAGGAGGGGUGGUACACGAGACACUCACUUUAUACAAAACCACGAGCCUUGAUCAUGUUGGGCGACGAUCAACGGAGCACAGCUGGUUUCCAGGGUACGCGUGGACGAUAUGCGAAUGUCGGAGAUGUAGUCGACACAUGGGUUGGAGGUUCACCGCCACCAACCCCAACCUUAUACCACAGAAGUUUUGGGGACUUACCCGUUCCGCUCUUUCACCCCAGGUGGCGGACAGUGAUGUCAUUGGUGAUGACGUAGGUGACAAUGAUGACGCGUACGGUUCCGCCAUGUUCCGAGAACGGCCACCGUGGAUCCCACAGUUGUGACGACAUGUUGCGCUUAUUUCUUUGAUUCUGCUAUUUAUUUAAAUAACGUAAAGUUUUUUUCUAUUGUACUAUCAUCCCAUGCGCUUGACAGCAGCAUUACCCUAAUGCUCUGUCUAAAAUUAAUUUUCCACAUGAAAUUCAAAAGCAAAAUUGCUUUAGACCUAUACAGACACAUGGGAAGGAUAAUUAUUGUUUCACCUGGUUUUAUUCUCGUUACAACGUUCCUGCUGUAUGUUGAUAUAGCAAAAGUUUGGUGGAUCAAAAACGUCGCUUAAUACAGUGACGAAAAAAAAUUGUUACGCUGAGACCAGCAGUUCAAUUGGUAGUGUUUUAACUGGUCAGGUUCGCUCAAUAUUUUGAUUAUAUGUUUCAAACAUGCUGUCUGCCUAGUAUUGUUACCUUUAACUGACUUGCAUAAAUAAUUAAAGGUCAUGCGAUUGGCAAACUGA